AUGUCUAACCUCUCACGCGCCUUUACUCGGCGCAACAAGCGCCCAGAGGUGUCCGCACCCAUGCCAUACCGCGGCGAGGGACAUACACGACUGAAUUCGGCAAGCAUCAAGCGGGGCAAUAUAUCAGGCCCAGUCCAGCUGCUGUCGACCACCAAUAUGCUGGCCUAUAACGCGCCCGAUAUUAACUCUGCUUCAUCUUCUGCCUCGUCGCUCCGCUCAGACGACGCCAUGUCUCCUCAAAGCUACGCUUCCUCAAUGACCUCUCCCGAUGCCUCUCCCCAUGAGAGUUUCCCCAUCGAGGCCAACCCUUUGACCUCAUAUUUCCCCAAGCGCUCGGCCACCGUGACUAGCCACCCGCGCUCCUCGACCUCGUCCAACGAGGCUCCCAUCGUGCCUCAGCGUGCGCUGUCCCACACCAAGCGCUCCCACCAGGAACUCGCUCGCAAGCGAUCGGUGUCCCGGAUGUCGCCACCACCAUUGAAUGCCCCCCGCAGCACCCCGACCAUCCGUGCCUCCCAGGAAUUCUUCCAGCCGGAGCCCCAUCCUUUCAGCAAGGAAUUGGAGCAGGUCAAUGAGGUUGCCGAGGAGUUUGGUGGGUUGAACCUUUUGGACGAAGAGGAGCGUGUACUUCACGAUAAGGGUUUGAAGAAGUUCUCUGUGGAAGAUUAUCUUGUGGAAGUGGAGGAGCUCUACGGCAGCAUUUUUGAUGACGAUAACCGUGGAUCUUUGUAUACAUCUUGGUUCUAA
Molecule: messenger RNA, 747 nt
Organism: Penicillium salamii
Lineage: Eukaryota; Fungi; Ascomycota; Eurotiomycetes; Eurotiales; Aspergillaceae
Source: the annotation of a GenBank genome assembly